Molecule: messenger RNA, 2772 nt
Organism: Nasonia vitripennis (jewel wasp)
Lineage: Eukaryota; Metazoa; Arthropoda; Insecta; Hymenoptera; Pteromalidae
Product: GATA zinc finger domain-containing protein 10
Exons: 9
Coding region: 564-1874 (436 amino acids)
Biological process (GO): regulation of translational initiation
Cellular component (GO): cytosol
Molecular function (GO): RNA binding; translation activator activity; protein binding
Source: RefSeq, a predicted model, not a curated record
GGCAGUUCCGCCGACUCGUCGGCGACGAGCGCUCGCAUACACACAGCUUCACAUUACAUAUAGACAUUCUUCGGCUACAGCACCUAGUCGAGCCGUUCCUUCGGACAUGCUUUGACGGGCGGUUUCGCGUCGUCGUGCGCGCAGGUGUCUUUUUUUUUCAUUAUUUUUUAUCCCGCACACAAGCACUCUUAAGAAAAUAAAAUAAAAAAAAAACACGAGGGACACUAAACUAAAUAUACAUAGUGUGAUACCGACGACGACGGCGACGACGACGACGACGACGAUGGUGCAGAACGUUGCCAAGAGGAACACGAAGGUGAGGGACAGUAGUCGGUCUUUUGCGACGCAGUUUUCCGCUAGUGCAUCAGCAGUGGAUUGUUUAGUAUAUAAAAAAUAAAGUGUAAAAGGUAUACUACUCUUUUUCGAGCGAUCGGGGAAAUGCGCGUACACGCGGGGUUCAGUUUAUUUGGACUUGUGUGGUGUAGAGCGAGAGCUGAGAGAGCGAUGCGUCAUGAUGCUAAUGCGCUCGUGAAUUGUUCGAGCCAAAUGCGACGGACACUCUGAUGAGGGAUGCAGUUUUGCAGAAACGAAAUAAUAACGUAGCGACCUUGAAAUCGAAACCAUCCCUUGAAAUUUAUCGACCGCCCGGCGUCAGAACGGACGGAACAACGGCUAAUGCAACGAAUCCCCAAUUGAACGUACACGCUAAGGAAUUCACCAUGAAGCAGAACGACCUUCAUCUACCCAAAUCCCAAUCGAAUUCGAUGGACCGGCCCUACUACCUGCAGCACAGCAAGUCCAGUGGCAACAUCCACCGGUACCUCUAUGCCCAGCAACAGCAGCAGCAGCAGCAUCAGCAACAGCAACAGCAACAGCAACAGCAUCAACAGCUCCACUACCCGUUGCAGCAUCAGCUGUCACCCGGUCCACACCACCAUCCCCCGAACUAUCACCCCCUGAUGACCGCAAUGAGACAGCCCCACGCGCUGAACACCUCCGCGUCCAGUGGGAACAUCUUGCACAAUUCCGGUCGAGUUCACUUCAGCGUGGAACCGCACGACAUGAAAACUCCGACCCCGAAACCGGGGAAACUCACGAAAUCAUUGUCUUUCGUUUCUUCCUACGGCCUGAGACGUUCCAAGAGCUUCACGGCUGCCGAUGUCCUAGCCGCCCGAGCCAUGAACAUAGCCGACGCAUCUGAGCUUGGAAAGUUUCCUCCCGACGUGCAAGAAACACUGCUCAAAGCGAUCGACGAUCCCAACGUUUUAAGCUCACGAGCGCUGAUGGAGCUCGUGCGGCACAUUUUGGAGCGCGUCGUUGAGAACCAGCGCUGCGCCGCUCCGGCAGCCAAGAUCUGUAUCACGAUAAUCGAGAAAGAAGUGAAGGAGACGUUUCUCGAGUCAUUGCUCAACACGUGCCAGGCCUGGUACCAGGAACGCAUCAGACUGCUCCAGAACGUCUCGGACUGCCAUCACUUUUCGGCUUUCAUGACAUUCCUCAACGAAAUGUAUUGUCAGCUGAAACGUCGGCAGCUCCAGCUAAAGACGCAGCAGGAAGGCGUUCCACCUGGACGGGUUCUUCUCACGCUGCUCUGGAAAUGUUGUCAAGAUUGUCUUCGUCCUCCGAUGAUUAAUUCCCCUGCGGAGGCGAACUGUCUCUUCUACAUCCUGACGUGCGUCGGCAAGGACCUUGCCAUGGAACUACCAGCCCAGCUGCAGCAAUUACUAGGCAGCGUUCGCGACGCUUUCCUCAACGAGGACAACACGCCCCCGGCGGUGCGCAAGACUCUUCUCCAGCUGAUCGAGCUUCACGCUGCCCACUGGCAGUUGCCCGCCCCCGCCGUCGUCUACUACUACCCGGGCUCUACGAAAUGACAUCGGCGGUCCCUCCUCACAUCCAAGUGCACUUGUACUUCCAGCAUCCAUCUCUGACAUCUGAUACACACCUGGUCCUCGAGAAAAAUCUUUGCGAUCGUCGAUGUGCCAGGAUUUUGCCCGUAGAGUGUAUGGUUCUCUACGUUGCUUUGAAUUCAUUGAUUAAGGCGUGUCGACGAUCGUUAUCGAUUUUUUUUUGGGACGGUGGCAGCCACACGGUCGAUUUUAUCUUUUGAGAUAGGGACAGAUAUAACAAUAAAGAGAAAAAUGUUUUUUUUUAUAUUGGGCAUUUAUGGUUGGUGCUGUGUGGUUAUAAAGCUCGUUAUUUCAGAAUGAAAGUUGUACACGAAAUUCGUAUGGAAAUCUUUUUUAAACAAUGUUAUCGGCUUUUCUCUUGUGCGGGUUUUAACAAAAGAUGAAUAGGUUUUUUAACAAAUGAAGAAAAUUCAACAAAUUUAAUUUACUUGUAUAUCAUCAUACACGCGAUAUUAUUAACUCUGUUAUAAAUCUAGUCUGAAUUGCAAAAAGUGCUAAUAUAGUCAUCGACCAUUGUAUGUAGGUUUUUUUAAUUACGAUUUAAGUAGCCUUUAAAAGUCAUUCGAUUGAAGAUAACGCAUACAUUUAACUGUAACUUUCGCAUCAUAAAAUCAUUUAGUUUGCAAUAUAUAGGCAUAACGAUAAAAUGAACGAUAAUUUUAUGUCGAGAAGUAUAAACGCGUUUUUGAUUGAAUUUAUUGUUUUUGUUUCUUAAUUGUAAAGCGCAUUUAAAUUUGACAGCAUGAUAAUCUAACGUACUUUUGUAAACAUUUUGAAAUUAAAUCAUUGUACGUUUAUAUAAGAAGAAAACAUAGUUUUGUAAAAAUGAUGAAAGGUAUAAAAUAUACAUAAAAAAUGAAAU